GUACUCCUCCCCGCACUCGUCCAUCAGCCGCAUCCCUCUUUGCACUUUCUCUCUACUCUCACUCUCACUUCUACUCUCACCCCCUCUCACUCAGAACAACAAUGGCCGCCCGCCUCCGCCUCCAGAACAAGGUCGCAAUCGUGACCGGCGCUGCCUCCGGCAUCGGCCUCGAGACCUCGCUCCAGUUCGCUGCUGAGGGCGCCCGCGUCGUGCUCUCCGAUGUGAACGAGGCGGCGGUCCAGAAGGCCGCCGAGCUCGUGCUCAAGAACUUCCCCACUUCCGAGGCGAUCGCCGUCAAGGCCGACGUGUCCAAGGAGGCUGAGGUCGCUGCCGUCGUCGACGCUGCUGUUGCCAAGUUUGGCCGUUUGGACGUCAUGUUCAACAACGCCGGUAUCAUGCACCCCGCUGACGACGACGCCGUCAACACCGAGGAGAAGAUCUGGGACCUCACGCAGGCCAUCAACGUCAAGGGCGUCUGGUACGGCUGCAAGCACGCCGUCCUCGCCAUGCGCAAGAACAAGGCCGAGCCUGAGAAGGGCCUUGGCAUCGGCGGCUCGGUGAUCAACGUGGCUUCCUUCGUGUGCAAGGUCGGCGCCGCUACGCCGCAGCUCGCGUACACCGCCUCGAAGGGUGCCGUGCUGGCCAUGACCCGCGAGCUUGCUAUGGUUCACGCGCGCGAGGGCAUCCGCUUCAACUCGCUCUGCCCCGGCCCCAUCAAGACCCCUCUCCUGAUGGACUUCCUCAACACCCCCGAGAAGCUCAACCGCCGCAUGAUCCACUGCCCCAUGGGCCGCUUCGGCGAGGCUGUGGAGCAGGCCAAGUCGGUUGUUUUCCUCGCCUCGGACGACUCGUCGUUCGUCAACGGCACCGACUUCAUGGUCGACGGCGGCCUCAUUGCGUGCUACGUCACCGCUGAGGGCGAGACCAAGGUCCCCGGCCCGCAGGGCCUCGUCUCCCAGCUCCAGCAGUAGAGCGGGUAAUGCCAGGGCACACUUAGAUGCUGCUAGAGUAGGAUAGUUGUCGGUAAUCACGAGGAGGAUCAUGUGGGCAUGUGACAAGAGUUGCACCAGCG
Messenger RNA from Cutaneotrichosporon oleaginosum, 1072 nucleotides. RefSeq lists its product as uncharacterized. Lineage: Eukaryota; Fungi; Basidiomycota; Tremellomycetes; Trichosporonales; Trichosporonaceae. The record is from RefSeq and is a predicted model, not a curated record.